Ochotona princeps (American pika) is the source of this 2122-nucleotide messenger RNA. It is a transcript of the gene COASY, whose product is annotated as Coenzyme A synthase. Gene Ontology annotation, molecular function: ATP binding; pantetheine-phosphate adenylyltransferase activity; dephospho-CoA kinase activity. Lineage: Eukaryota; Metazoa; Chordata; Mammalia; Lagomorpha; Ochotonidae. The transcript has 10 exons. The record is from RefSeq and is a predicted model, not a curated record. Bases 139 to 1821 code for a protein of 560 amino acids. Gene Ontology annotation, biological process: coenzyme A biosynthetic process.
GAGGGAGGAGUUGCUCGGCUUUUGCUCGGUUUCCGUCGCGGCCGAGUCGCGCGUUCCCGAGCUAGUGCUUCUGGGCCCGCCGGCCGGGGAGGCGUCCGUGGCGGCGCGAACGCAGCCAAAGCCCCGAGCCAGGACACCAUGGCCGUGUUCCGCUCGGGCCUCCUGGUGCUCACCACGCCGCUGGGCUCGCUGGCCUCGCGUCUGGGGCCCAUCCUGACCUCGGCCUCCCAGCUGGUAAAUCACACCCUCUAUGUCCACCUGCAGCCGGGCCUGAGCCUCGAGGGCCCGGCGCAGCCCCGGUCCAGCCCCGUGCAGGCCACCUUUGAGGUCCUCGAUUUCCUCUCGCACCUGUACACCGGCGCCGACGUCCACCGGCACCUGGACGUGAGGAUCCUGCUGACCAACAUCCACACCAAGAGCACCCUCCUCCCACCCCUGCCCAGCGCCGUCCAGAAUCUGGCCCACCCGCCAGAAGUGGUGCUGACAGACUUCCAGACCCUCGACGGAAGCCAGUACAACCCGGUCAAGCAGCAGUUGGAACGUUACGCCACCAGCUGCUACAGCUGCUGUCCGCAGCUCACGUCCGUGCUGCUGUCCCCCGACUACGGCGCGGGGGAGCUGCCCACCCGGCCCCUGGAUGUCCUCCCUUCCACCAUCAGACCUGCCUCCCCUGUGGCCAGGUCACCCAAGCAGCCCGUGCGCGGCUACCACCGCGGGGCCGUGGGGGGCACCUUUGACCGUCUGCACAAUGCCCACAAGGUGUUGCUCAGUGUCGCCUGCGUCCUGGCCCAGGAGCAGCUUGUGGUGGGAGUAGCGGAUAAAGACCUGUUGAAGAGCAAGUUGCUCCCCGAGCUGCUCCAGCCCUACACUGAACGUGUGGACCACCUGAGUGAGUUCCUGGUGGACGUCAAACCCUCCUUGACUUUUGAUAUCACCCCCCUACUGGACCCCUAUGGGCCCGCGGGCUCUGACCCUGGCCUGGAGUUCCUGGUGGUCAGCGAGGAGACCCAUCGCGGGGGGAUGGCCGUCAACCGCUUCCGCCUCGAGAAUGGCCUGAAGGAACUUGCCUUGUACCAGAUCCAGCUGCUAAAGGACCCAAGCCACCAAGAAAAUGAAGAGGACAAAGUUAGCUCCUCCAGCCUCCGCCAGCGAAUGCUGGGAAACCUGCUCCGGCCUCCCAACGAGCGGCCAGACCUGCCCUCGCAGCUUUAUGUACUAGGGCUGACUGGCAUCAGCGGCUCCGGAAAGAGCACUGUCGCCAAACUCCUCAAGGGCCUGGGGGCCUUCAUCAUCGACAGCGACCAGCUCGGCCAUCGCGCCUACGCGCCUGGGGGCCCUGCCUACCAGCCAGUGGUGGAAGCCUUUGGAACAGAUAUCCUGCACAAGGAUGGCAUCAUCAAUAGGAAGGUCCUGGGCAGCCGGGUGUUUGGGAACAAGAAGCAGCUGAAGGUGCUCACGGACAUCAUGUGGCCGGUUAUUGCGAAGCUGACCCGAGAGGAGAUGGAGUUGGCCGUGGCGGAGGGCAAGCGUGUGUGCGUGAUUGAUGCCGCCGUGCUGCUGGAAGCCGGCUGGCAGAACAUGGUGCAUGAGGUGUGGACCGUGGUCAUCCCGGAGACUGAGGCUGUCCGGCGUAUCGUGGAACGGGAUGGCCUGAGUGAGGCUGCAGCCCAAAGCCGGCUGCAGAGCCAGAUGAGCGGGCAGCAGCUUGUGGACCAGAGUCACGUGGUGCUGAGCACGUUGUGGGAGCCACAGGUCAUCCAGCGCCAGGUGGAGAAGGCCUGGGACCUCCUGCAGAAGCGCAUACCCCAGGCUCAGGCCUAGAGGCCAGGGCAGACUGCUGACGGUGACCCAGUGGUGAGCAGAAACGAGGACCUUGAUGCUGGUCCUGGGUCGAGCCUGGGGACUCCAUGCUAAGCUGUGCAGGACGCAGCCAGCCUGGUGGUUCAGGCAGCCCACUCAGCAUGCUGGAAUUUGGCCAGCAGUGAGGAUGGGGCUCCUGAGGGAGGCCCUUCUUGCGGUUCCACGCCCAGUCUUGUCCACAGGUGUCUGACACCAGGGCUAAUGGGUCCAGAAAGAACACCAGAACUUGUAACAGAAUUAAACGUAAAUGUUUCUGAUUGUU